UUAAUCUCGCGAUAUUUGGGAAGUUCCGUUGGGAAGAUGGCGGCGGCCGGGAGCACCCUUCUCUUCUUGCCGCCGGGGACUUCAGACUGAGCCUUCCCGGGAAGAGUGGGGACGGCUUGUGCCCUGCGUCCCGGGAGCCCGAACCAACUUGGUUCCCUCGUUAGUGGUGGGGAAGGGCUUAUCCUCUUGUGUAGGACUCAGUACCUCCCCACCGUCAGGAUGAAGGCUCAGGGGGAAACCGAGGAGUCGGAGAAGCUGAGUAAGAUGAGUUCUCUCUUGGAACGGCUCCAUGCGAAAUUUAACCAAAAUAGACCUUGGAGUGAAACCAUUAAGCUUGUGCGUCAAGUCAUGGAGAAGAGGGUUGUGAUGAGUUCUGGAGGGCACCAACAUUUGGUCAGCUGUUUGGAGACUUUGCAGAAAGCUCUUAAAGUAACAUCUUUACCAGCAAUGACUGACCGCUUAGAGUCUAUAGCAAGACAGAAUGGACUGGGCUCUCAUCUCAGUGCCAGUGGCACUGAAUGUUACAUCACGUCAGAUAUGUUCUAUGUGGAAGUGCAGUUAGAUCCUGCAGGACAGCUUUGUGAUGUAAAAGUGGCUCACCAUGGGGAGAAUCCUGUGAGCUGUCCAGAACUUGUGCAGCAACUAAGGGAAAAAAAUUUUGAUGAAUUUUCUAAGCACCUUAAGGGUCUUGUUAAUCUUUAUAACCUUCCAGGGGACAACAAACUGAAGACUAAAAUGUACCUGGCUCUCCAAUCCUUAGAACAGGACCUAUCUAAAAUGGCAGUUAUGUAUUGGAAGGCAACCAAUGCUGGUCCCUUGGAUAAGAUUCUUCAUGGAAGUGUUGGCUAUCUUACUCCAAGAAGUGGGGGUCAUUUAAUGAAUUUGAAGUACUAUGCCUCUCCUUCUGACCUGCUGGAUGAUAAGACUACAUCUCCCAUCAUUUUGCAUGAGAAUAAUGUUCCUCGAUCGUUGGGCAUGAACGCAUCAGUGACAAUUGAGGGAACGUCUGCUAUGUAUAAACUCCCAAUUGCACCAUUAAUUAUGGGGUCACAUCCAGUUGACAACAAGUGGACCCCCUCCUUCUCCUCUAUCACCAGUGCCAACAGUGUUGAUCUUCCUGCCUGUUUCUUCUUGAAAUUUCCCCAGCCAAUCCCAGUAUCUAGAGCAUUUGUUCAGAAGCUUCAGAACUGCACAGGAAUUCCAUUGUUUGAAACUCAACCAACUUAUGUACCCCUCUAUGAACUAAUCACUCAAUUUGAGCUGUCAAAGGACCCGGACCCCAUACCUUUGAAUCACAACAUGCGAUUUUAUGCUGCUCUUCCAGGUCAGCAGCACUGCUAUUUCCUCAACAAGGAUGCUCCUCUUCCAGAUGGCAGAAGUCUACAGGGAACCCUAGUUAGCAAAAUCACCUUUCAGCACCCUGGCCGAGUUCCUCUUAUCCUAAAUCUGAUCAGACAUCAAGUGGCCUAUAACACCCUAAUAGGAAGUUGUGUCAAAAGAACUAUUCUGAAAGAAGAUUCUCCUGGCCUCCUCCAAUUUGAAGUAUGUCCUCUCUCAGAGUCCCGUUUCAGCAUAUCUUUUCAGCACCCUGUGAAUGACUCCCUGGUGUGUGUGGUAAUGGAUGUGCAGGACUCAACACAUGUGAGCUGUAAACUGUACAAGGGGCUGUCAGAUGCACUCAUCUGCACAGAUGACUUCAUUGCCAAAGUUGUUCAAAGAUGUAUGUCCAUCCCUGUGACGAUGAGGGCUAUUCGGAGGAAAGCUGAAACCAUUCAGGCCGACACUCCAGCACUGUCACUCAUUGCAGAGACAGUUGAAGACAUGGUGAAAAAGAACCUGCCCCCGGCUAGCAGCCCAGGGUAUGGCAUGACCACAGGCAACAACCCAAUGAGUGGUACCACUACACCAACCAACACCUUUCCGGGGGGUCCCAUUACCACCUUGUUUAAUAUGAGCAUGAGCAUCAAAGAUCGGCAUGAGUCGGUGGGCCAUGGGGAGGACUUCAGCAAGGUGUCUCAGAACCCAAUUCUUACCAGUUUGUUGCAAAUCACAGGGAACGGGGGGUCUACCAUUGGCUCGAGUCCGACCCCUCCUCAUCACACGCCGCCACCUGUCUCUUCGAUGGCCGGCAACACCAAGAACCACCCGAUGCUCAUGAACCUUCUUAAAGAUAACCCUGCCCAGGAUUUCUCAACCCUUUAUGGAAGCAGCCCUUUAGAAAGGCAGAACUCUUCUUCCGGCUCACCCCGGAUGGAAAUAUGCCCGGGAAGCAACAAGACAAAGAAGAAGAAGUCAUCAAGAUUACCACCUGACAAACCCAAGCACCAGACUGAAGAUGACUUUCAGAGGGAGCUAUUUUCAAUGGAUGUUGACUCACAGAACCCUAUCUUUGAUGUCAACAUGACAGCAGAUACGCUGGAUACGCCACACAUCACUCCAGCACCAAGCCAGUGUAGUACUCCCCCAACAACUUACCCACAACCAGUACCUCACCCCCAGCCCAGUAUUCAAAGGAUGGUCCGACUAUCCAGUUCAGACAGCAUUGGCCCAGAUGUAACUGAUAUCCUUUCAGACAUUGCAGAAGAAGCCUCUAAGCUUCCCAGCACUAGUGACGAUUGCCCACCCAUUGGUACCCCUGUGCGAGAUUCUUCAAGCUCUGGGCAUUCUCAGAGUGCCCUCUUUGACCCUGAUGUCUUUCAAACCAAUAAUAAUGAAAAUCCUUACACAGAUCCAGCUGACCUAAUUGCAGAUGCUGCUGGAAGCCCUAGUAGUGACUCUCCUACCAAUCAUUUUUUUCCUGAUGGAGUAGAUUUUAAUCCUGAUUUGUUGAACAGCCAGAGCCAAGGUGGUUUUGGAGAAGAAUAUUUUGAUGAAAGCAGCCAAAGUGGAGAUAACGAUGAUUUCAAAGGAUUUGCAUCUCAGGCACUAAAUACUUUGGGGGUGCCAAUGCUUGGAGGUGAUAAUGGGGAGACAAAGUUUAAAGGCAACAGCCAAGCUGACACAGUUGAUUUCAGUAUUAUAUCAGUGGCUGGUAAGGCUUUGGGUCCUGCAGAUCUUAUGGAGCAUCACAGUGGUAGCCAGAGUCCUUUAUUGACUACUGGGGACUUAGGGAAAGAAAAGAGUCAAAAGCGAGUAAAGGAAGGGAAUGGCACCAGUAAUAGUAGUCUGUCAGGGCCAGGAUUAGAUAGCAAACCAGGGAAGCGCAGUCGGACCCCUUCUAAUGAUGGCAAAAGCAAAGAUAAACCUCCAAAGCGGAAGAAGGCAGACACUGAAGGAAAGUCUCCUUCUCACAGUUCUUCUAACCGACCUUUCACUCCACCUACCAGUACAGGCGGAUCCAAGUCUCCAGGCAGUUCAGGAAGGUCACAGACUCCCCCAGGUGUUGCCACACCACCUAUUCCCAAAAUCACUAUUCAGAUUCCUAAAGGCACCGUGAUGGUGGGCAAGCCCUCCUCCCACAGUCAGUAUACCAGUAGUGGUUCUGUGUCUUCCUCAGGCAGUAAAAGCCACCAUAGCCAUUCUUCCUCCUCCUCUUCCUCAUCUUCUGCUUCCAACUCAGGCAAGAUGAAAAGCAGUAAAUCAGAAGGUUCAUCAAGUUCCAAGUUAAGCAGCAGUGUGUAUUCUAGCCAAGGGUCUUCUGGAUCUAGCCAGUCCAAAAAUUCAUCCCAGUCUGGGGGGAAGCCAGGCUCCUCUCCCAUUACCAAGCAUGGACUGAGCAGUGGCUCCAGCAGCACUAAGAUGAAACCUCAAGGGAAGCCAUCAUCACUUAUGAAUCCUUCUUUAAGUAAACCAAACAUAUCCCCUUCUCAUUCAAGGCCACCUGGAGGCUCUGAUAAGCUUGCCUCUCCAAUGAAGCCUGUUCCUGGGACUCCCCCAUCCUCUAAAGCCAAGUCCCCCAUCAGUUCAGGUUCUGGUGGUUCUCAUAUGUCUGGAACCAGUUCAAGCACUGGCAUGAAGUCAUCUUCAGGGUUAGGAUCCUCAGGCUCAUUGUCUCAGAAAACUCCCCCAUCAUCUAAUUCUUGUACAGCAUCUUCCUCUUCCUUUUCCUCAAGUGGUUCUUCCAUGUCAUCCUCUCAGAACCAACAUGGGAGUUCCAAGGGGAAAUCUCCCAGCAGAAAUAAGAAGCCGUCCUUAACAGCUGUCAUAGAUAAACUGAAGCAUGGGGUCGUCACCAGUGGCCCUGGAGGUGAAGACCCAAUGGAUGGCCAGAUGGGGGUGAGCACAAAUUCUUCUAGCCAUCCAAUGUCCUCCAAACAUAACAUGUCAGGAGGAGAGUUCCAGAGUAAGCGUGAGAAAAGUGAAAAAGAAAAAUCCAAGGUUUCCACCUCGGGGGGUUCAGUGGAUUCAUCUAAGAAGACCUCAGAGUCAAAAAAUGUGGGGAGCACAGGUGUGGCAAAAAUUAUCAUCAGCAAGCACGAUGGGGGUUCUCCCAGUAUUAAAGCCAAAGUGACUUUGCAGAAACCUGGGGAGAGUAGUGGAGAAGGGCUCAGGCCUCAGAUGACCUCUUCCAAAAACUAUGGCUCUCCACUCAUCAGUGGUUCCACUCCAAAGCAUGAGCGUGGCUCUCCUAGCCAUAGUAAGUCACCAGCAUAUACCCCCCAGAAUCUGGACAGUGAAAGUGAGUCAGGCUCCUCCAUAGCAGAGAAAUCUUAUCAGAACAGUCCCAGCUCAGAUGAUGGUAUCCGACCUCUUCCAGAAUACAGCACAGAAAAGCAUAAGAAGCACAAAAAAGAAAAGAAGAAAGUAAAAGACAAAGAUCGGGACCGGGACCGGGACAAAGACCGGGACAAGAAAAAAUCUCAUAGCAUCAAGCCAGAGAGUUGGUCUAAAUCACCCAUCUCUUCAGACCAGUCCUUGUCUAUGACAAGCAACACAAUUUUAUCUACAGACAGGCCCUCAAGGCUCAGCCCUGACUUUAUGAUUGGGGAAGAAGAUGAUGAUCUUAUGGAUGUGGCCCUGAUUGGCAAUUAGGAACCUUAUUUUUUAAGACAAAAAUGGCCAGAGAAAAACUAAUUAAUAAGUUUAUAGGCAAACCACCAUAAGGGGUGAGUCAGGUGUGAUUUUGUGUUCAAGAAUCUUAAAUGGCAUGGCUUUGACACCGAGCUGGGUAAAUUUAGAAAGGCAUAGCCAGACCCUACUAAAGAGACCAUAGGGUUUGAUUUUGGUUACCAAGAAUCACUUUUUCCUUUGCCAGAGAAAAAAGA
This is a messenger RNA of Mustela erminea (ermine), 5204 nucleotides long. It is a transcript of the gene MED1, whose product is annotated as mediator complex subunit 1. The transcript is spliced from 17 exons. Gene Ontology annotation, biological process: cellular response to thyroid hormone stimulus; regulation of transcription by RNA polymerase II. Gene Ontology annotation, molecular function: transcription coregulator activity; nuclear vitamin D receptor binding; nuclear retinoic acid receptor binding. Lineage: Eukaryota; Metazoa; Chordata; Mammalia; Carnivora; Mustelidae. The record is from RefSeq and is a predicted model, not a curated record. Bases 220 to 4971 code for a protein of 1583 amino acids. Gene Ontology annotation, cellular component: mediator complex.